AUGUCUCGUCAUCGAAAUGUGCGCAACGCAGUCUACGAUGAUUACGAUGACGACGACGACUAUCGAUACGGGCAUUCGGUUGAGGAUGAAUGUAUCUCCCCGACCGAUGCGCAGCAAUGGAUUUACGAUCGUGCAAAAGGGCAGCAAAGCAUGUCCGAAUUUCUCGCCAAUAACCGGGACAUCGAAGAAGAAGACGACAAUGAACUCGCGGCGGAAGAUGUUCGCGAAGGAACCGCGCAUAAGCGGCGCGAUUCGGAGUGUUUUGAAAUGCCGGACCUGAACGAAGAUGACCGCGCUCGGCUGCUGUCCUGUAUGGACGAAAUCAGAGAUAUCGUGGGAGAAGCGUGCAGCGAUCGUCAGAUGGUGGAAGCAAUAAUGAAGCACGACUUUGAAUGCAGCAAGGCAUUAGAUGAGAUUCUCAACAGUAACAAGACGCCUCCGACUGCUCCCGCUACGAGAAGUAAACUGCCAAUUGCAAGUGCAGUUGAAAAAGGUAAGAAGCCGGUAGUGAUCACACCGGUUGCCAAGAAAACGCUUGGCUUCGAAAUCAGUAGCCCUCAAGUGCAGUCGCCCAGUGUGUCUGGCCGCAACACACCCGAGAUUACGGACGAAGCGAGACAGCAGCAGCUGUUAAAUCAAUCGCUAAAGGCAACACCCAAAGAACCGACGAGGGAUGCGAAAUUGCUGUUCAGCAAGGAACGCGGCACAAGAAAGGAGCACAUCCACAUGGUGGUGAUCGGACACGUGGACGCUGGCAAGAGCACGCUGAUGGGUCACCUGUUGUACGACACGGGUAACGUUUCGCAACGUAUCAUGCACAAGCACGAGCAGGAAAGCAAGAAGCUAGGCAAGCUGAGCUUCAUGUAUGCAUGGGUGUUGGAUGAAACUGGUGAGGAACGAGAACGGGGCAUCACGAUGGACGUCGGAAGCACGCGGUUCGAAACUGCUAACAAAGAGAUCACACUACUGGAUGCCCCUGGGCAUAAGGACUUCAUUCCAAACAUGAUAUCCGGAGCAAAUCAGGCAGACGUCGCACUGCUUGUGGUUGACGCAACUCGGGGCGAAUUCGAGACCGGCUUCGAGCAGGGUGGACAAACCCGAGAGCACGCGUUGUUAGUGCGUUCUCUCGGUGUAAGUCAGUUGGGUGUAGUCGUUAACAAACUGGACACAGUCGGAUGGGCUAAGGAGCGAUUCGAUGAGAUAGUGCAUAAGCUGAAGGUGUUUCUCAAACAGGCCGGCUUCCGGGAUGCGGACGUUACGUACGUGCCUUGCUCCGGUUUGACGGGCGAGAAUCUGGUGAAGGAACCUACAGACCUUGGUUUGACGCAGUGGUACAACGGACCUACACUGCUCAAAGUGAUUGAUUCAUUCAAAACACCCGAAAGGGCUAUUGAUAAACCGUUUCGCUUGUCCGUUGCCGACAUAUUCAAGGGCACUGGUUCCGGAUUCUGCUUAAGCGGUCGCAUCGAGUCGGGGAUGGUUUGUGUAAACGAUAAACUGCUGGUAUGUCCCAGCAAGGAACAGGCUGUGGUUAAGAACAUCACAAUCGAUGAGCUACCCCAGCAGACUGCUUUUGCCGGCGAUCAGAUAUCGCUGACGCUGGCUAACAUCGACGUGAACAACAUAUCCGUAGGAUACAUCCUGUCCGACAUCUACCAUCCGGUGCCGUUGGCCAGCCGUAUUCUUGCGCGCAUUGUUGUGUUCAACAUUAAGGUUCCUAUUACGAGGGGAUAUCCGGUGCUGCUGCACCAUCAGUCCCUCAUCGAACCGGCUACCAUUCGCAAACUGAAAGCGCAACUGCAUAAGGGCACCGGCGAGGUGCUUAAGAAGAAUCCUCGCUGCCUCGGCAACAACUCAUGUGCAUUGGUCGAAAUUGAAUUCCAGAGGCCAGUCGGCAUGGAGAAAUAUGCUGAUUUCAAGGAUCUAGGGCGAAUCAUGUUGCGCGUUGAAGGUGUGACGAUUGCUGCCGGACUUGUUACCGAAAUUGUUAAGUAAGAGCAGUGAAUGAAUGAAGGGUUCUGAGCGAAGAUUCUUGUGAAAAUUUCUCGCGUUUUAACUGCUGUUUAACGAGCGUUAGAAUAAAACUGAUGUCACAAAAUAAAAUUAACGAGAGGCGAGUUCCCAUCGUUUUGGUCCGAAGAAAUAUGCUACCUACUCCUAGCCUGUAGCAGGAAGCCUGUACCUACCUAGCAUCUAGCCUGUUGCAGGAAAAAAACCGGAACUAUUUGAGUUCCGACUCUGCCGUUUAUUAAACACUUUU
Messenger RNA from Anopheles nili, 2260 nucleotides. It is a transcript of the gene HBS1, whose product is annotated as protein HBS1. The record is from RefSeq and is a predicted model, not a curated record. The coding region runs from base 1 to 1995 and encodes 664 amino acids. Gene Ontology annotation, molecular function: GTPase activity; GTP binding. The transcript is spliced from 6 exons. Gene Ontology annotation, biological process: translation. Lineage: Eukaryota; Metazoa; Arthropoda; Insecta; Diptera; Culicidae.